Molecule: messenger RNA, 1518 nt
Organism: Moneuplotes crassus
Lineage: Eukaryota; Ciliophora; Spirotrichea; Euplotida; Euplotidae
Source: the annotation of a GenBank genome assembly
UUCUAAAUAACUAUAAAAUAAUCAUCUCCUAAAUUCUCUAACUCUACUUAUAGAAGAAAGGACUAUUAAGCACUGUAAAUUCUUCAAAAACAAGGUAAAAUUUGAGCCAAAUUCUGUAAUAUCUUCGAUAUUGCUUUACUUAAGAGAUUUUUAGGUGUUGAUUCAGUAUGUUUCUCUACACUCUACCUUUAUUGUUUGUAUUAGUCUGUGUCUGGUUAUCAAGGCAUGCCUGUCUCUAGGCUGUGGAGUUAUGUCAGCCCUAUUUGUUCUGCAACAAGCCAUCUCUGUGUUAAUAAAUCUUAGACUCUUAGUAUCAAUAUUCAAAACGAAAAAUAGAGGAAAGGACCAGAAGGAACAAAAUAAUAUAUGCUCACCUGGAUUUUAGAGAGCCUAAUAUACCCACUUCGCGAAAUAUUGAGCAGAAAUCAUACAUGAGGAGGACCUUUUCAAGCAGAAUGAAGAGCAGGGAUAAGCCAAGGAUUCAUACUGAUGUUUCCAAGAGUCCUUUUAAUCCUAAAAACCCAAUGAAGAAGAAUACUGAUUUUGAGGAAAUUAUGAAGAACUUUGAUUUCCAUUGCAGCAAAGUUGGAAUGAUGACACCAGGAACAACCAAGAACAAAAGACAUAAGAUGCCAAAUUUAUCUACCACAGUGUCUGCAGCCAAUCUCAAGAGCGAAGCCAAUUUCUUUGGUUGAAGAAAAACACCAAGGGUUACAACAAUUCAGAAACAAGGGGAAAACUGAGGGACUAGAUCUACUAAGGGAUUGAGCUUGGCUCCACCAAAGUUCGACAACUAUAUGAAUAAUGGCGAUAAGGGUAGUAAGACAAUAAAGUCAAUCAGUAGCAAGAAAGACCUCUCCUGUACGGAUAAUCUCUCCACUAAAGGAAGUUCUCGGCCUAGGAAAUAAGAUCAAUUUAUCCCCGUUCAACUUGAGUAGUUCAAACAAGGCAAAGAAACUUGAUAGUAAAUCUGAGUCUUUGAAGAGGCAUAAUUUUAAAGCUAGGAAGAUUCCCAAGAGCCAUAAAGUUCCCUUCAUGGUGUUUCAUUCUACUAAAGAUUUGACUUGAUUCAGGAAGCCGGGUGAUCGAAAAGAUAGUGAGAACAGAAGAACCAAGGUAGUUGUCAAGACUCCGUACGACGAGCUUUGAAAUGUGAAUAAUGAUAAUGAAAAGAGUCCUCUCAAAACCUUAUCUAUCAAUGAGGUUACACUGAAAUGUAACAAGACUAAUGACUUUAUCCCAAAAAUCAAGAAAAUAAAGGACCUAGGAUUGACAGACUUGAAAGUAGGCCAUGAAAUUGAGACCAAGAACAAAGGGCAAGACAAAAUGGACACUAUUGAUGAAAGAGAGAAUAGCUAUGAUAGUGAAGAUUCUUGAGCCAAGUUCGUCAACGAGAUCAAUACUCAGAUAGCAGAAAUUUAUGAUAUUGUAGAUAUUGAGGCAGAGGAUCAACAGAACCAACUUGAGUCAAUCAUACGCAAUGGUACAUCACAGAGUAAGAUGGAUAUUACGAAUUAA